CCGGCCACCAGCAGCAUGGACAGUGUCUGUGACAGCGGGCGCCCCCCGCCCACACUGGCCCCGGAGACCCCAGCGCCCCCAACGCCGACCACCCCCGCCAGCCCCACCACGGACCCGCCUGGGGGCUCCUCAGCGCCCCCCAGGGGCCCGGAGCUGGCCACCAACGUGGGCCUGGGCCUGGGCCUGGGCCUGCUGGGUCCCGUGGCCGCCCUGCUGGUCCUGCUCCUGUGUCCCAGGGCCUGGAGACUGCUGCCCAGCGUCCCCAAGCCCGCGGGGGCCAGUGGCUUCCGGACCCCCAUCCAGGAGGAGCACGUGGACGCCGACUCCCCCCUGGCCAAGAUCUGAGCGCAGCCUCGGGUGGCAGCCGGCUCCCUGGGGCCGGGCCCAGAGGGUCUGUGAGGGGGCGCGGGGUCCCCUGCCCACCUCUGCGCCCCGCCCUGUGCCCAUCAGUGGGCACGGGCUGCCCGGCCUAUGUAUGCUGUGUGUACGCCUGCCUGGGCGCCCCAAUAAACUGUUGGCCAGCACAGGUCCCCGAGUGGCGCUGAUGGGUGGCAGGGGCUGGUGGGGCUCCCCCGCUCCCCACUGGACUCCCGGCUCUGGUCUCAGUCCCGGGGGCCCUCACACCCCACACCUGGGGGACCUGAGCGGCUUGGAGACCCCUGUCCUCUGCUCC
Molecule: messenger RNA, 673 nt
Organism: Condylura cristata (star-nosed mole)
Lineage: Eukaryota; Metazoa; Chordata; Mammalia; Eulipotyphla; Talpidae
Gene: TNFRSF4
Product: tumor necrosis factor receptor superfamily, member 4
Exons: 3
Coding region: 16-345 (109 amino acids)
Biological process (GO): inflammatory response
Molecular function (GO): tumor necrosis factor receptor activity
Source: RefSeq, a predicted model, not a curated record